Messenger RNA from Oenanthe melanoleuca, 1137 nucleotides. It is a transcript of the gene IL21, whose product is annotated as interleukin 21. The coding region runs from base 77 to 481 and encodes 134 amino acids. The record is from RefSeq and is a predicted model, not a curated record. Gene Ontology annotation, cellular component: extracellular region. Gene Ontology annotation, biological process: positive regulation of natural killer cell mediated cytotoxicity; immune response. Gene Ontology annotation, molecular function: cytokine receptor binding. Lineage: Eukaryota; Metazoa; Chordata; Aves; Passeriformes; Muscicapidae. The transcript has 5 exons.
CACAGCUCAAACUGGAGUGUUAUAUUUGAACAGCACAACUUUGCUCCUGGCUCAUUUUAAAACAGAACACAUCAGGAUGAAGAGGAUGAUUAUUUUCUGCAUGCUUUUCUUCUGCUCUACUAUGGUGCUGACUGAAACUUCACCCAGAACACUAAAAUACAAACAGAUUCUCAAGAAAAUUGAACAGUUAGAAUCUAUGGUGAAAGAAAAGGAUGCUGAGUUGCUGCAUACACCAGAAAACCCUGUGGAAGGAUGCCUGGACACAGCUGUGACCUGCUUCCAGAAGGGCCUCCAGAAAUUACAGCCAGCGAGCAGCCAAGAUAAUCCAAAGUUCACCAAAGCCAUUAGAAUUGUGAACAGAUUCACCUACAAAGACUCUGGAGAGCACUGUGAGUCUACAUGUGAAUCUUAUAAGAAGAAAACCCCCCAAACUUUUUUGAAGAGCUUUAAAAAUCUAAUACAAAUGCUAUACAAGAACUAAUCUAGGACACACCACAGCUGAAGGCUACUGAAAAUCUACUUUUAAAAGCAGACACUAUGUUAUAUUUAAGAUGUGAAAAAUGUAAAUAUUUUCCAUGUUAUUAUGAUGUGUUCUCUGUGUGUGGUAAGUGAAAGCUUCUGCCAAAAUAUUAAGGAGUCUUAUUUGGAUGGGUAUUUGUAAGACAAAUGCUGUUUUGCGCUUGUGAUUCUAGCCCCACCUUACAGGAAAAAUUAAAUUCUAAUUUCACAAAAAAUUGGCUAUUGUAAGGGACUUAACUGCUCCCCUUCUGCUGAACUAGAAAUAUGAGAGAUAGUUACUUCUGUAUUUUUCGUUUGAUCUUAACUGAAUCCCAUGCAGAGAUUCCUGCAGCUUUCAAAAGAAAAUGAACAGAAAAUUAUCAGGGCCUUUGAAGCUUCAGAGGAAUCAGUUUGGACUGAUUUCUUUAUUUACAAUAGUACCACACACAGAACUUUGUUUAUAAGUUCUUAGACUGCAUCUUAGCUAACUAUGGAAAGAAUAUCCUGUAUUUAACUGCCUUCUCAAUACUGGAAAAAACAUUUCCAAAUCAUACUGUAUGGCUGUGAUUAACAUCUUGAAGCUAAUGGCACAUUGCCAUGGGAUUCAGUAAGGAGAGAUGUAACACAUGUGCUCUAAGU